Messenger RNA from Contarinia nasturtii (swede midge), 603 nucleotides. Its product is annotated as lysosomal acid phosphatase-like. The transcript is spliced from 2 exons. Lineage: Eukaryota; Metazoa; Arthropoda; Insecta; Diptera; Cecidomyiidae. Bases 116 to 466 code for a protein of 116 amino acids. The record is from RefSeq and is a predicted model, not a curated record.
AAAUCAACUGUUCGAUUUUGGAAAAUACCUUCGACGAAGGUAUCAACAUCUCAUUGGACCUCAAUAUUCAUCCAAAAAGGUGUAUAUUCACAGUACAAACAUAGAUAGAACAUUGAUGAGCGCAGAGUUACUUGCCGCAGGUAUGUUUCCACCAUCUGGAAAUGAAAUUUGGAACGAUGAAUUAGAUUGGCAACCGAUUCCGAUUCACACAAAACAUAUAUCACAAGAUUAUGUUCAUGGAUAUUUUAACAAUUGCCCACAAUAUGAACAACUCUACAGAAAGUUUACAGAGUCUCCAGAAUUCAAAUAUCAGUUUGAAAAAAAUAUUGACUUUGUCAGAUACUUAGAGCUAAAUUCUGGCUUGAAAUUACUGGGAACAGAGGAGCUUAUGUACUUGAUCGAUAGGCUUCGAAUGGAGAAAGAAAAAUGUCUUGUGCUAUCGAAUAGCGCAUUCACUUCACACUGAGCGGACCAUUGUCUUCGAUAUUUCUCAGUAUGUGUCGAACCAUCAAAAUUAUGCUUUGGUGGACCGAUUGGUCGGUUUCUUUCAACUUUCUCUCAAUUCAUCCAACCAAUUGAUGCACGUUUCAAGUAUUUUGGACC